Molecule: messenger RNA, 2452 nt
Organism: Etheostoma spectabile (orangethroat darter)
Lineage: Eukaryota; Metazoa; Chordata; Actinopteri; Perciformes; Percidae
Product: RNA-binding protein 38
Exons: 4
Coding region: 230-964 (244 amino acids)
Biological process (GO): regulation of RNA splicing
Cellular component (GO): nucleus; cytosol
Molecular function (GO): mRNA 3'-UTR binding
Source: RefSeq, a predicted model, not a curated record
CUUAUUCUCAGCAGCGAAGAGGCAACCAGUUUGGGUGCUACCGGAACAAUCCACGCAGCGUUAAUAAUAGUUGUCAUCAGGUUGCUACAACUUUGAGCGAAGGUCAUAACAGAAAAGGAAAACUGCAGCAUAAUAUAGUGAAAUAUUCAUUUUAGUUCAUUGAUGCGGGGACGUUGUUAAGCGCUUAGUGUUUUUUCAGCGUGCCUCUGGUCUUCUCUCCUGCUGACCAAUGCUUCUGCAUCAGUUCAUGAACGGAGCUCUGGAAGUCAUGCAUCCCACAUCGCUUCAGAAAGACACUACUUUUACUAAAAUCUUUGUCGGGGGGCUUCCAUACCACACGAACGAUGCCUCACUGAGAAAAUACUUCGAGGCCUUUGGGGACAUUGACGAAGCUGUGGUGAUAACGGACAGACAGACCGGUAAAUCCAGAGGAUACGGAUUUGUGACAAUGACAGACCGAGGAGCAGCAGAGAGAGCCUGCAAGGAUCCCAACCCCAUAAUCGAUGGCAGGAAGGCCAACGUGAACCUGGCCUACCUGGGUGCCAAACCCCGCAGCAUACAGACAGGCAUAAACAUCGGAGUGCAGCCCAUUCACCCAGCACUCAUCCAAAGGCAGUAUGGGUUGGCCCAGCAAUUUGUCUACCCCCAAGCCUAUGUGCAGCCUAGCUUGGUGCUGCCCACUCAGGUUUCCAGCGCUGUCAGCACCAGCCCCUACAUGGACUACAGCGCAGCCUACACCCAGUACGCUCAGGCAGCCUUUGAGCAGCAGUACCCGUAUGCGGCCUCCCCAGCUGGCUUCCUGGGCUACAGCUACGCCACCAGCCCCACAGCCACUGCCGGUCCGGCCGCCGCCACCACAGCUCCAGCCACCGUUCACCCCACCCUCCCCUCCGCCACUGGCCAGGCCCAGGCCUUUCUGCACUACGCCCCACAGCAGCACAUCCAGCCGGACCGUAUGCAGUGAGUCUGAAGGAAGAGGAGAAGGAGCGGUACAGGUGGAGGAGGUGGGAGGAGGGAGUAGGGGAUGCAGACCUUUGGACAGAGGAUGGCAAAAUGCCCUACAGGGUGACCCAGCUAUCAUCAGCAGAGGCUUUCAGGAAAAAGGGCGGGACUAUUGCACUAUACGAUCAGGAUGAGUCGUUUGCUCAUUGGUUUGGGGGUGAAGGGGUUGGGUGGGUUGGAGGACUGUCGAGGUUAACAUUGGGAAGCUAAACAGCAUAAAGUAUGUGAUCGCUUCCAAGGGCUUCCAGAAGCUGACACUUCAUUUUUUAUUAUUAUUUUAUCGUUGUUUAUUAUUAUUGUAUUAAUGUCAUUGUCAAUGUUUGUAUGCCAUUAUUAUCAAUGUUAUCAUGUUUUUGGCUCAGUCAGUGGAAGGUAUGUGUUUAUGGUACAUAUUAAUGAUGGAGAGCUGUCUGGGACAUGUCACACCUCUUCCCUUCCCUCUUUGACUCCAGAGUAUCUGGGGCGGAUAUGAAGAGAACUGCUGCUUUAAGACACUCGGGGACAGUCAGAAAUGUGGGGGCAGGGUGAAGACAGGUUGGGGAUUUGGAGUCAUGCAGCCUGCCUUUCUGUGGUCCCAUCCUAGUGCCAUCCCCAGUAAGGUAGAGCAAUGACUGCCCUAUGAACAAACCUCCAGCCGUUGGCUCCACAACACAGGAGGACAAUUAGAGAUUUCACCUCAAGGACAAAAUGGAACGCAAGUUUUCAGUAUACAAGACAUGUUUUGAGUCUGUGAUGUUAAGACUACACAUUAUUUUUUAAAUUCUUAUUAAUUAAAGAGGCCUUAAUAAAAGAGAAACUUCUUUUUGAAUCUCCUGAUUUUUCAAGCGCUCCCCCCCCACCACAGAACCAAGUGCAGAGAGCCCUCUGUAGCUGGCCUUUCAGCAGUCAGUCACUUUAAUCUGGCUUACUUGGGUCUUGAUAAUUUCAAAUGGAUGUAGAUAAUCACAUGCAGUAUGUGGGCGAUGGGGACCAGGAGCGCUGUGCAUCGUUGUUUAAAGGUAGCUGACACUGAGCUUAAACACCAGUGUAUUUUCUUUCUGUUUUUCUGACUGAGAAAUUGUUGCUCUCAAAAGGACAUUCAUGUACAGCAAUUUAAAAUCUUCUCAGUCAUAAAGUACAUUUACAAUAUUUAUAUGUAGGUAUUUAUAUUAGGAAUUAAGUUAAGAUAGCUUCUUCUUUUUUUGUUACUAUGACUAUGGUUGCGGCACUGAUUUCAUUUAACCUGCAGUGGCACACCUGCAAAUCCCUAGGUGUCGUAUUCAUUUUGUUUUUUGUUUUUUCAACAUGUCAGUGGAUUUGCCCGGGUGCAUGGCAACUACAGUAGAUGCUCCUCUGUUGAGCCUUGACCAGUUGCAUCAGAAAUUUGCUAGAUCUUUUCAAUAAAGAUGUUUACUACAGUCCCUUCAAGAAGCCAUAACAAAAAAAUAGAAAUAAAGACUUUGUACUUAAA